CUUGGGUGGCAGGGUAGUGGGGGGUGGGGGUGUCCCCUAGCCUCAGCAGCCGGAGGGCCUCAGGGAUCAGGUUCCCAGGGUAGCGCCAGAGAAGCAGCUCAGAGCAAGGGCUCCUGGAAAAGGAAAUAACAGCAUGGGGCUGAGGCUGGCCUGGAAGAGCCACCUCCCACCAGGUCCAGGUCCCCAAGAGCUCUUGGGCUGCCAGCACCUUCCAAGGAGCCAAGACGGGAAACAACAGAGGUUGGCUAGAAGCUAAAAAUAGCAGGAUGAGGCAGGGCCUAGAGACUGGCUCCAAGAUGGGGUGUGAUCCUCCAGAAGGCCCAGGCGGUGGAUGGUGCCUACCUGAGUGGGGGCAGAGAUGGGGGGAAAGCCAUGGGGGUGCUGCAGUAAGGGUGGUCAUUGUGCAGGCUGAGUCGAGAGAAGUGGGUGGCCAUGUUCUCUUCAGAAAGGAACUGUUUUCGCAAGGGCUCCCUGGGGAGAGACAGAAAAAAGGCAGGCUGGGAUAUUCACAUUGGUGGCAGUCUGAUGGGGACCUAAUGUGACAGAGGUCUUGGGAGUCCCUCCCUGCCCCCAAACUCACUGCUCCUCCUCCAGGCGCCGCUUGGUGCUCAUGGGCACAGCUCCUCGGAGAGGGGAGCUGGGAAGAAAAGAAAGCCAGGUGCACUCCACCCUCUUGGCCCCAUCCCCAGGAUCUGCUCUCCAGUGCCUGCAGUGUAAGCCAGGAAGUCCCCAGACCACCCGUCUCAGCUGACACCUAAGUCACCCCAUCUCCCAGCCUAGCCAGCAGCCUGCCUCAGAACUCUCAGCCGAGUCUCAGCUUAUGCCCAAGCCCUGCCGACUCGCCCCACCGCGUGUCAUCUUGCAGACCAGCCCCGAGCCCACAGCCAAAGCUCCUGGGCCCCUGGGCCAGGCCCACCCAGUGCCCUUACACACACCUCACGUCCUGGGCUCGGGGCGUCCCUGACGCGGCCCGUGGGUCGCGCUGGGCCCGACCUGGGGGGCCUCGUUCCAGGGGCUUCUGCAGGAUCAUUUGGGUUCGGGGUCCUGCAGGCAGAGGGUGGGAUCCGGCCGACAGGGCGGAGCCUCAGAGGGCGUGGUCCAGCGCGAGGGGCGUGGUUUUAGGCGCGCGCGGCGGCGAGGUUCUGCGCAGGCGCGGAAGGCGAGCGACGCGGGGCUAGAAGGCCGGUGGGCUCGGCGAGGUGGGGGAGGGGAUCUGGAGUAGCGGGGCUGCGGUGGGAGCUACUUCUUGUUGGCGAUCUUCACGGCGGUCACCUCGGAUCCUGAGGCUCUGGGUAAUACUCGGCGGCCGCCUUCGCGCCGGGACGGCUGGCGGUGUUGGGGCUGUGCGGUGCCCCAAAGGGGAACCGCUCGCGGGCACGUCCAGACGCGUGAAGCUGCGUCGCGCUGAGCACUCUGGGAUUUGUAGUUCUCCACAUGGAGCGAGCUGUGCCAUACGCUGUACCUCUGGGUCAGAUGGAAGUGUUUCAGGCCCUGCAGCGGCUCCACAUGACCAUUUUCUCCCAGAGUGUCUCACCCUGCGGGAAGUUCCUGGCAGCUGGCAACAAUUAUGGGCAGAUAGCCAUCUUCAGCUUGUCUGCUGCUUUGAGCUCUGAGGCCAAAGAAGAAAGUAAGAAGCCUGUGGUCACAUUCCAAGCCCAUGAUGGACCCGUCUACAGCAUGGUCUCCACUGAUCGACAUCUGCUCAGUGCUGGGGAUGGGGAGGUGAAGGCCUGGCUUUGGGCAGAGAUCCUCAAGAAGGGCUGUAAGGAGCUGUGGCGGCGUCAGCCCCCAUACAGGACCAGCCUAGAAGUGCCUGAGAUCAAUGCUUUGCUUCUCGUCCCCAAGGAGAAUUCUCUCAUUCUGGCAGGGGGAGACUGUCAGUUGCAUACGAUGGACCUCGAGACUGGGGCCUUCACACGGGCCCUCCGGGGCCACAUGGACUAUAUCCACUGCCUGGCACUGCGGGAGCGGAGCCCUGAAGUGCUGUCGGGUGGCGAGGAUGGAGCCGUGAGACUUUGGGACCUCCGCACAGCCAAGGAAGUCCAGACCAUCGAGGUGUAUAAGCAUGAGGAGUGCUCGAGACCCCACAAUGGGCGUUGGAUCGGAUGUUUGGCAACUGACUCAGACUGGAUGGUCUGUGGAGGCGGCCCAGCACUCACCCUCUGGCACCUCCGAUCCUCCACACCCACCACCAUUUUCCCCAUGCGGGCGCCACAGAAACACGUCACCUUCUACCAGGACCUGAUUCUGUCUGCUGGCCAGGGCCGCUGUGUCAACCAGUGGCAGCUGAGUGGGGAGCUCAAGGCCCAGGUGCCUGGCUCCUCCCCAGGGCUGCUUAGCCUCAGUCUCAACCAGCAGCCAGCAGCACCCGAGUGCAAGGUCCUGACAGCUGCAGGUAACAGCUGCCGGGUGGAUGUCUUCACCAAUCUGGGCUACCGCGCCUUCUCCUUGUCCUUCUGACCUCUGGCAACACCUCUUCCAUCCCAGGGAUUUGGAGUGCUUUUUUCUUUCUUUUUUUUUUAAUAAAUAAAUUUUCAGGCUAUUUU
Molecule: messenger RNA, 2546 nt
Organism: Leptonychotes weddellii (Weddell seal)
Lineage: Eukaryota; Metazoa; Chordata; Mammalia; Carnivora; Phocidae
Gene: THOC6
Product: THO complex subunit 6
Biological process (GO): mRNA export from nucleus
Cellular component (GO): transcription export complex; THO complex
Molecular function (GO): protein binding
Source: RefSeq, a predicted model, not a curated record